AUGUCUCUUGGCAGCAAUCUCUUUCUCAACUGCAGCGUCGUCCAACCAGAUAGACAGCCAGUCUCCGGAUUGCAAGUAUCCCUCUGCUGCACACACUCGGUUACCUCCACCUUCUGCAGUGUCACCGACAGCUUUGGUGAGAUCUGGCUUUGGACUUUAUUGGUCGCCGCGGCUUUCUUAAGCGACAUGCACUUCUCCGAACUGGGCGUCUUUAAUAUAGAUUGUAUCUUCACAGACCAGUACGAGCCGCUCCUUCACGAACUAGGGAGCCAGGUCCCCUGCUGGGCAGAGUUCGCCGCGGCGGUGCGCCGUGAGGUGCACCUGAUGACUGCCGUGGUCAUUCAGCAAGGACGACCGCGGGCCGACGUGCUGCUAGCCACCCUGAAGGAAGCAGGAAGCGGCCUCACGUCGCUGCCGACAGCCCUCCUCGCGCGCAUCGCGCAGCAAGAACUCUGCCUCUGCUGCUUGACCCACCAGCCGUCCAGAAGACUCACCUGCGGCCAUCAGGUCCGCGAUCAUUGUAUUCGACGUUACGAUCUCAGCUCUUGUCUGCUGUGCGGUGUGGGCAAUACGGCCCUGCUACAGGUCAAGCCACUUAAUGGGGGCGUGCGGGCCCUCAGCCUUGCCGGGGACGUUGCGGGCGCCCGCACGCUGGCUUGCCUUCUGCAGUCCUUGCGCAGCGAGCUCCGAAGCCCGUUGUGUCGCCACUUCGACCUCGUCCGAGCCACGGGCGUGGGCAUCUUCUUCGGACUGAUGAUCUUCUGCAAACAGGCUUCAGUUGAGGAAUGCCUUCAUCACCUCCCCAGAAUCCGGCAGGUCAAAGUCAAGCACCGUGAGUUCAAGUUCGGACGACGGCUAAAGUUCAGGCGGGAAGAGCUCCACAGCGACCUCGUGACUGUCACGACCUGGGUUGCAUCGCAUUGGUAG
This is a messenger RNA of Pseudomassariella vexata, 927 nucleotides long. RefSeq lists its product as uncharacterized. The transcript is spliced from 2 exons. The record is from RefSeq and is a predicted model, not a curated record. Lineage: Eukaryota; Fungi; Ascomycota; Sordariomycetes; Amphisphaeriales; Pseudomassariaceae. Bases 1 to 927 code for a protein of 308 amino acids.